Molecule: messenger RNA, 1513 nt
Organism: Daucus carota subsp. sativus
Lineage: Eukaryota; Viridiplantae; Streptophyta; Magnoliopsida; Apiales; Apiaceae
Product: protein trichome birefringence-like 34
Exons: 5
Coding region: 164-1375 (403 amino acids)
Cellular component (GO): Golgi apparatus
Molecular function (GO): O-acetyltransferase activity
Source: RefSeq, a predicted model, not a curated record
CAUUUUGUUAAUACCAUAGAAUUAGGUGUGGAGUUGACAAAACAAAACCAUUCAAACAACUUUAUGUGUUACAAGUAGACUAACCUCAUACAAAAGUCCGAUUCUUUAGCUCCCCUUCUUUCUCUCUUUCAUUUCCCUAACAAGACCAAAACAAUUCAAGUGCAUGGAAAAACAACAGAAAUGGACUUUUGGAACAUGGAUACAAAGCAAGUUCCAUUCUUUAUUAGGCAUUUCUCUCAUGGCCUUGCUCCUCGGUUCUGUUUUUCUGUCAAGAGAUUCAACAUACCAAGGUGAAGAUUUGCAAAUAAAAAAGAAGUCGUCUGCACGAUGCAAUUUGCUAUCUGGAAAAUGGGUUUAUGAUCCCAAGUCUUUUCCUCUGUAUAGAGAAGAAGAAUGUUCAUUCAUGAUUGAUGAUUAUUCUUGUCACAAAUAUGGGAGAAAAGAUUCCAAGUAUCAGCACUGGAAGUGGCAGCCUCAUGAUUGUGAUCUUCCCAGGUUCAAUGGCACAACACUUCUGGAGAAACUAAGAGGAAAAAGAGUCAUUUUCGUCGGGGACUCGGUAAACAAGAAUCAAUGGAUAUCACUUCUCUGCCUGCUUGAAACAUCUGUGCCUGCAUCAGAAAGACUCAAACAGUGGCAUGGCUCCUUGAUGACCUUUAGGUCAUCUGUAUAUGAUGUUUCUAUUGAUUUUUACUGGGAACCAAUGUUAGUCGAGUCGAAUUGCGAUGAUCCAAUCGACCAUCAUGUAAUGGAAAGAGUUAUCAAAGUCCAGAGAAUUGAAAGCCAUGCAAUACAUUGGAAAGAUGCAGACAUGCUCAUCUUCAAUUCUUUCAUGUGGUGGCUGUCUCCAACAACAACUGUUUUGUGGGAAUCAUCCAAAGACUCGCUAGAUAUAUACAAAGAAGUUGGGAGAGCGCGUCGCUAUGAAAUGGCCUUAAAAACAUGGACAGACUGGAUGAAUUUGCAUAUCAACCGUACCAAAACAGAGUUGUUCUUCAUGAGCCUCUCCCCUUACCAUCAAGUGGGCAGGGACUGGGGAAAGGGUGAAAAUACAAAUUGCUACAACGAAACUGAGCCGAUACAGGAUGAGGGAUUUUGGGGGAGUGGAUCAGAGCGACCAAUGAUGGAAGUAGCUGAAAAUGCAGUCCAGCAGCUAAAAAACCAUGGAUUGAAGGUACAAUAUGUAAAUAUAACCGAGUUAUCGGAUAAACGAAGAGAAGGCCAUCCCAGCAUUUACAGAAAGCACUGGAAGCCCCCAACUGAAGAGGAGUUGGCGAAUCCGAUUCUAUAUUCAGACUGUGUACACUGGUGUCUUCCAGGAGUGCCUGAUGUUUGGAAUCAUCUCCUUUAUGCAUACAUUUUAAACUACUUUUGAACAUACAAAACGUUCAUUAGCUUGUACAAUUCCAUUUAAUUAGUUGUUUACAAAAGAUCAAAAUCGUUAGCACAAAUUAUUAACAUCAUCUUCUGUGUCUCAAUGAAAAUUUAGAGUAAGGUCCCGUAUUUUUUUCGA